AUGUCUGGUCUCAUCAACAAGGUCAAGGACGCUAUCCACUCCGACAAGGACAAGUCCCACGAGCAGCCUACUGGAACUCACGGAACUCACUCUUCUCGAGCUGCCAACGCUGCUGAUCCUCGAAUUGACUCUGACCGCGAUCACCGCGCCAACCCCGGCACCACAACCGGCCACCACACCACAACCGGAGGCCUUGGCUCUACUGGAGCCACCGGCACUCACUCCUCAGGACUCCCCGAGGGUUCUGUUGGACCUCACUCUUCUCGAGUUGCUAAUGCCGCUGACCCCCGUGUUGACUCCGACCUUGACAGCUCCCGCCGCACCGGUGCCACCGGGUCCCACGGCCUGAGUGGAACUACUGGCACAACUGGUGGUUUGACCGAAGGCUCUACCUACUCCGAGAACAUGCCUGGCCAUACCACUGGCGGCCUUGGCCACACUGGCGGCAUGGGACGAUCUGAGAACCUCCCUGAGGGUUCUGUUGGACCUCACUCUUCUCGAGUUGCCAACGCCGCCGACCCCCGCGUUGACUCCGACCUUGACAGCUCUCGCCGCACUGGUGGUCUGGGCGGCAACACCUAUGACCAGACUACUACUGGCACUUCAGGCUUCUCCAGCCAUGGUGCUGGCGCACACGGCCCCACUGGCACCCACACCUCCGGCUUGGGCGGAACUGGCUCUACCGGUACAUACGGUUCUACCGGCACUGGGGCUGGGGCUGGUCUCGGCGGUGCUGGCUCCGGUUACGGCACCGGACCCGGCCCUGCUCCUAACACUGCGGGACCUCACAAGUCCGAUGCUUUGAACAAGGCUGACCCUCGCGUCGACUCCGACCUUGACGGAAGCAAGACCGUGGGCAAGGAGAAGACUUUCCAGCAGUCCAACAACAACUUCGCCGGCCGUGAUCCCACCGAUGCCACUCAGGUCCCCCCUUCUGUCCUACAGAAGCAUGUUCCCACUGAGAUCGCUCAUGACGAUCCUCACAGCGACCACAGCCGGCGACACAGCAGCACUCACCAGGAGACUCACCGGGAUAUGCCCGAUGUAGAAUCUACUACCAUAUUCUUCAUGGACGCCGAGUAUCGCGAUCGCCUCGCCGAUGAUAGUACUCUCGCAGUUGAGCAGAGUGAGUCAGGUAAGGUGCUUCUCGUCACCUAG
This is a messenger RNA of Fusarium tjaetaba, 1158 nucleotides long. RefSeq names its product period circadian. The record is from RefSeq and is a predicted model, not a curated record. The transcript is spliced from 3 exons. The coding region runs from base 1 to 1158 and encodes 385 amino acids. Lineage: Eukaryota; Fungi; Ascomycota; Sordariomycetes; Hypocreales; Nectriaceae.